UGCUGUCAUUGCCACAGAGGCUCUUCUUGUUGCCACGAUGUUGUUACUCCUGGUCCAGUCGUGUAAUUGGGUUACGUUGAGGUGUAGCCGUCAAUUCUCCACUUUUCUGCAGUUCGGCUUACUUAACUCUUUCUCUCUAUUUGGGUGUCAUUGAAGAAGAAGAAGGAUGGUGAGCGCUGCACUUGUUCGUACCGUUAUCGGCAUUAUAGGGAAUGUGAUCUCUUUUGGCUUGUUUUUCUCACCAGCGCCAACAUUCUAUCGGAUAAUAAAGAAAAAGUCCGUGGAAGAGUUCAAACCCGAUCCAUAUAUAGCAACGGUUCUAAACUGUGCGUUUUGGGUGUUCUAUGGGCUUCCUUUCGUGCACCCUCACAGUGUUCUUGUGGUUACCAUCAAUGGCGUUGGCCUUGUCUUCGAGUUCGUCUAUCUCACCAUUUUUUACAUUUAUGCCACUAACAAAGGACGGAGGAAGGUACUGUUCCUUAUGGGAUCAGAGGUUUUGUUCUUUGCCGCUGUUGCUUUUAUAACGUUGCUGGUACUACAUGGCACUCACGAAAGAUCGUUAGUGGUUGGUGUACUGUGUGAUAUAUUUAAUAUCAUGAUGUAUGUCUCUCCUCUUACGAUCAUGACAAAGGUUAUAAAAACCAAGAGCGUGGAAUAUAUGCCAUUUUGGCUAUCUCUAACUAACUUUCUCAAUGGAGUGUGCUGGACAACAUACGCUCUCAUCCACCCUUUCGAUAUUUACGUCCUGGUAAGUAAUGGAAUUGGAGCAUUGUCUGGAUUGAUUCAGCUAAUACUAUAUGCUUGUUACUGCUCCUAUAAUAAUGGAGAGAAUAACGGUGAUGGUGAUGACAGUGUGUCAAUUAUAGUUGUUAAGGGAAAGAUUGAAUUAGUUUGAUACAUCAUUCGAUGAUGGCACCCUAACAACAUUCAAGUUUGGGAUUCCUAUGAUUUAGAUUUCUUGGAAUAGUAGUAGUGCGGUUAAUAGUGCUAUUUUUGUGGUUUAGGAAAUUGAGGAAUAUUUUUAUGAAUAUUUUUAGUUGCUGUUUGUCUACUUUGUUAUUUUUAA
Molecule: messenger RNA, 1066 nt
Organism: Arachis ipaensis
Lineage: Eukaryota; Viridiplantae; Streptophyta; Magnoliopsida; Fabales; Fabaceae
Source: RefSeq, a predicted model, not a curated record